This is a messenger RNA of Cryptomeria japonica (Japanese cedar), 1674 nucleotides long. RefSeq lists its product as uncharacterized. Gene Ontology annotation, molecular function: zinc ion binding; nucleic acid binding. The transcript has a single exon. Lineage: Eukaryota; Viridiplantae; Streptophyta; Pinopsida; Cupressales; Cupressaceae. The record is from RefSeq and is a predicted model, not a curated record. The coding region runs from base 1 to 1674 and encodes 557 amino acids.
AUGGCUGAAGAAGAAGAGAUGCCUCAGAGGAUGACAAAUGUAGAGCUUGCAAAGUUGGUAAGAGAACAAAUAGUAGAAAAUAGAAGGAUGAAAGAAGAGAUGGAAAGAUUGAGGAACUUGGUAGAUAAAGGAGGAGAGGAAGAGCAUGAAGAAGAAGAAACACCAAGAGAAGAGAGGUUGGAUCCUGAAGAAGCAAGGAUGGCAAAGUUGCUCAAAGCAGUCAAAAGUGGAGACUCAAAGACAAGAACUGAUCUACCAAUGUAUGAAGGUAAGAUGGAUGAUGAAAUUUUACUUGAUUGGUUUAGUGCUCUUGAAAAUUACUUUGAUUGUGAAGAUGUAGAAGAUAAGUACAAGGUUAAGAUUGCUAAGUCUAAGAUGAAGGGCCAUGCAUUGUUGUGGUGGGAUAACUUGCAGGCAGAUAGAGGAAAGAAAGGAUUGCCUAAGAUCACCUCAUGGCCAAGGAUGAUGGACAAGAUGAAGGAAAAGUUCCUUCCAGAUGAUUAUAAGGUGCAAUUGUACAAAAAGAUGCAAGGGCUGAAGCAAAAGGACAUGGAUGUUCAAAAGUAUACUGAAGAAUUUCACAAGUUAGAUAUCAGGGCAGCACAUGAUGAAGAUGUGGAAGAGAAGGUAGCAAGGUAUUCUAGGGGUUUGAGGUAUAAUAUCCAGGAUGAAAUGACAAUGGCUACACCAAAAACUUUAGAAGAAUGUUACAAACUAGCCAUGAAGGCUGAGGACAAGUUGAAGAGAAGACAAGAAAGGCAAGGUGGUAGAAGAGGACAAACAAAUAGAGGUAGAGGAGGAAGAUUCCAAGAGAGUCAAGAACCAAAUGACAAGGGUAAGGAACAAGUUGCAGAUCAGAAGAAUGGACAAAGAGGAGGUCGCAGAUUUGGGGCAGGAAGAAGCUUCCAAGGAAAGUGCUACCAGUGUGGGGAGGAAGGACAUCCUUUCUACAAGUGUCCAGAGAAAGAGAACUAUGUAAAGAAGACUGAUAAAAGAGUGAAUUUGACACAAGGGGAAGACUACAAACAACAAGAUGAGGAAGAAGGAACCUCAAAGGCAUAUCCUGAAGUUGGAGAGUGUCUCAUGAUGGGGAAAGCACCUAUGCAACAGCAAGAGAAGCCCAAGGUAUCAAUCUUUAGGACCAAUUGUAAAAGUCAUGGUAAAGUUUGUAGGAUGAUUAUAGAUUCUGGUUCUUUUGAUAAUUUGGUGUCUUAUGAAAUGGUAAACAAAUGGAAGUUACAAAAAUUUCCUCUUGAUAGACCAUAUAGGGCAUCUUGGGUCAGCAAUGAAGAAAACAUUGUCAUUAGGGAACAAACUUAUGUUGAUUUCUCCAUUGGGGGAUAUAGUGAUAGAGUUUUAUGUGAUGUGGUUCCUAUGACAUGUCGUCAUAUCAUUCUUGGGAGACCAUGGCAAGUGUCUCAUAGAACAAUCCAUUAUGGUUUUGAAAAUGUGUAUAAGGUGCAUAAGGAUGGAAAAUCUUUCACUCUUCAGCCCCUUCCUAAUGAUGUUAAUGAAGGAGAAAGGAUAAUAGUUUUUGGCACAAAGACAUACGUUGAUUUGCAGGGGCAGAAGAUGCAUGAGUCAGAGGUAUCAGACCUGAAGCAAAAAUCCUCAUUAUUGAUUGUGAAAACUGAAGUUCUUGACAGCAAAUGCAAGAGGACUAUGGGGCAGUAG